AUUCAAAUUUCUAGAAUUAAUUAUUUAUUGUUAAAAAGAUAAAUAAGUAUUAAAAUAUCUUUAAUAGUUAAUUAAAGCUUUUUUUGGGAAAAAUGAAAAUGUUUUUAAGAUAAGGAAUACAGCUUUUCAUUAAUAAAGGAUAGCUCAUUUUUAAAAAUUAAUAUAAAAUGUCUUCUUCAGCUAAUUUGUUGUAGAAUAAUAUACUUAAAGAUAUAAAUUACAAUAAAACUCAAAAGUAGAAUAAUGAAUUAAAUGAAUAAGCCAAUUAGUAGAAACAUAUUUCUGAAGUAGAGAAACACAAUUCAGUUUAAAAUACACAUAAGAAUAUGGUGUAUUGCCAUGCUCUUCCCAACGAUUGGAAUGAGUAGAAGUUGAUGCAAUACUUUGAUCCUAGCGGGAAAAAUAUUUCAGAAAUAAAACUUUUAAAGAAUAGAAUAGGUGGCUAUACAGGUAGAGCUCUUAUUAAAUUUAAUAAUUCUAAAAUAUGUGAUGACUAUCUUAAAAAGUAUAGUGAUAGUUUUAUAGAAACAACAGAUAUUUUAUAAAGAAUAAUUAUGAAGCCAUUUGAGCUAAAAACUAAGAAAACCCGAUUACAGUUUGAUAGAAGCAUGAAGGAAGUUUACUUGGCAAAUUUACCUUUCGAUGCUACUUCAGAAGAAAUCUUUGCUUUAGCCUAAGAUUUUGGUGAGGUUAUUUAUGUAGAUAUGCCACUAGCAAUCAAUGGAUAGACAAAUAAAGGAUAUUGUAUAGUAAAAUUCUCUAAAGCUGAAGAAGCAUCUAAAUUCCAAAGAUAUUUUGAUGAAGAAACACUUUAUGGAAGAAAAAUAAGAGCUUAAAUUUAGCAUUAUGAAUUUGACACUCAAAAGAAGAGAAACUAAAGAUUGAGCAAUAAAUUAGUUAAAGAGGAUCAAAGUAUUAAAAAUGCUAACUUAAAAGCAAACAAAGAUUUAUACAAUAAUUUAAUGAAUGAAAAUGAAUGAUACAAUUAAUAAAUUACUUAUUAGAAUUUAAAAAUUAAAUAUUUGAUAUUAAUUUUUGUAUGUUUCUCUAAUUAUAUAUAUUACAUACUGAUUUAUUUAUCUAAUUCUAACUAUAAGAUUAUAUA
Molecule: messenger RNA, 1105 nt
Organism: Tetrahymena thermophila SB210
Lineage: Eukaryota; Ciliophora; Oligohymenophorea; Hymenostomatida; Tetrahymenidae
Product: RNA recognition motif protein
Exons: 3
Molecular function (GO): RNA binding
Source: RefSeq, a predicted model, not a curated record